UGGAGUUACAAGUUGUAUUGCAACAUGAUGUUGCAGUAAACAGGGCCUGGAGACGUGAAAUAAGAUUUAGAGACCGAACAGAUCCAUUUGCUUUUAGUGAUGAACACUUGUUGAGUUAUUAUAGACUCCUGCACUCCAUGCAGUGCCAUGUCAUUUACAGGUGUUGAUGACAUUUAGAUUUUAUGCCAGUGGGUCAUUCCAAAGUGUGUUGGCAGACACAUAUGGAUUAACACAAGGAUGUGUCAGCAGAGUCAUCAACAGAGUGAAAGAUGUGCUGUAUACAGCGUCACAUAGAGAAACACGGAUUCCAAGAGGACUAGAGGAAGCCAAGGUAACAAAGAGAAAAUUAUAUGGAAUUGCCAAUUUUCCAAAUGUGAUUGGCAUCAUCGAUGGAACACACAUCCCGAUUGCUGCCCCACCAGUUGAUGAAGAACUGUACAUCAAUAGAAAGAAUUUCCAUUCACUGAACAUACAAGUUGUGUGUAAUGCAGACUACAUUUUUCAAGACUAUUGCUGCCGUUUCCCUGGAAGCACAUAUGAUUCAUUUGUAUAGGAGAACAGCAUCCUCGACAGGAGAUUCCAGCGGGGUGAAUUCGGAGAUGCCUUUCUUCUUGGUAUGUUUUGAAGUGUGCAUUCUUUAUGUACUGUACUAUACGUACCACUUCAGAAACUAGUCUGUCAUUAUGUGCAUGCAAGUGAUUUUUUUCUUCAUUUAGUAUUUUUUUUCAUGUAAUGAUCAGCAUCUGUGGUGUAAUGUUUAGCACAUUUCCAUACCAUUAGUAUCAUCAUAUUCACCUUGCUCAGCCCAG
This is a messenger RNA of Portunus trituberculatus (swimming crab), 809 nucleotides long. RefSeq names its product putative nuclease HARBI1. Bases 167 to 553 code for a protein of 128 amino acids. The transcript is spliced from 2 exons. The record is from RefSeq and is a predicted model, not a curated record. Lineage: Eukaryota; Metazoa; Arthropoda; Malacostraca; Decapoda; Portunidae.